This is a messenger RNA of Meriones unguiculatus (Mongolian gerbil), 3559 nucleotides long. RefSeq names its product trimethyllysine dioxygenase, mitochondrial. Bases 160 to 1425 code for a protein of 421 amino acids. Gene Ontology annotation, cellular component: mitochondrion. Gene Ontology annotation, molecular function: iron ion binding; trimethyllysine dioxygenase activity. The record is from RefSeq and is a predicted model, not a curated record. Lineage: Eukaryota; Metazoa; Chordata; Mammalia; Rodentia; Muridae. Gene Ontology annotation, biological process: carnitine biosynthetic process. The transcript has 8 exons.
GGGCUAGAGCAGGCUGGGGGAGGGGAGCUGAGCGUAGCCAGACUGCCUUAGAGGGCUGGGUAGUAAAAAGCAAAAGGAGUGAGUGACAAGGUUGCGCUUCAGCCCCUCUUUGCUGGCUUUUGCACCCGCAAACUUCUGAGUCGCGACUUCCAGCACGGGAUGUGGUGCCAUAAAUUAUUGUAUGUACAAAGCAGGCUCCAGAAUUUGAUGAAGAGAGGAGACAUAGGUCAUGUUCUUCAUCUGUCCAACUUUAGAAGUUUAUUUUCGCUAUCUAUCCAUUGGUGCCAUACAGCUUCCAAGUCUGUGAAUUGUACUUGGCAGCAACAUGAAGAUCAUUUGGAACUGCAAUAUGCUAGCACUGUAAUGCGGUUUGAUUAUGUCUGGCUUCGAGACCACUGCCACUCAGCAUCAUGCUAUAAUUCUAAGACUCACCAGCGGAGCCUGGACACUGCCAGUGUGGAUUUAUGUAUCAAGCCACAGACCAUUCGUCUGGAUGAAACCACACUCUCUUUCACUUGGCCAGAUGGUCAUAUGACUAGAUAUGAUCUGGAUUGGCUGGUAAAAAAUAGCUAUGAAGGACAGAAACAAAAGGUUAUCCAACCUAGAAUAUUAUGGAAUGCAGAACUCUACCUGAAAGCCCAAAUUCCAUCUGUUGAUUUCCAGAGUUUCUUAGAAACAAAUGAGGGACUGAAGAAGUUUCUGCAGAACUUUCUGCUGUAUGGAAUUGCAUUUGUAGAAAAUGUCCCUCCCACUCAAGAGCACACAGAAAAGUUGGCAGAAAGGAUCAGCUUAAUCAGAGAAACUAUCUAUGGAAGGAUGUGGUAUUUCACUUCAGAUUUUUCCAGAGGUGACACUGCAUACACCAACCUAGCUUUAGAUAGGCACACCGACACUACCUACUUUCACGAGCCCUGUGGCAUUCAGGUAUUCCAUUGUCUUAAGCAUGAAGGAACAGGUGGCAGGACACUGCUAGUAGAUGGAUUCUAUGCAGCACAACAAGUACUUCAAAAAGCACCCGAGGAAUUUGAACUCCUCACCAAAGUGCCAUUGAAGCAUGAAUAUAUUGAAAAUGUUGGAGACUGUCACAACCACAUGAUUGGAGUUGGGCCAGUCUUAAAUAUAUACCCAUGGAAUAAAGAGCUGUAUUUGAUCAGGUACAACAACUAUGACCGAGCUGUCAUCAACACUGUGCCUUAUGAUGUUGUCCAUCGUUGGUAUAUAGCACACCGAACCCUAACACAUGAAUUGAGAAAGCCUGAGAAUGAGCUUUGGGUCAAACUGAAGCCUGGAAAGGUAUUAUUUAUAGACAACUGGAGAGUCCUUCAUGGCAGGGAAUCAUUCACUGGCUAUCGUCAGCUCUGUGGCUGCUAUUUAACAAGAGAUGAUGUAUUGAAUACUGCUCGUCUCUUGGGACUUCAGGCUUAAAAUUGCAAACACUUGGAUUACAAAUACACUAGGCACCCUACUACCAAAAUUUUAUAUCAACAAAGCAAUAUUUUGUCAAAAUUUGCUUCAUGUUGUCACCUUACCAUACUAUAAAACAGAAGCUUUUCCUUACUUUAUAAAAGAAACUUGUUAAAGAAAGGGGGCUUCUGAGUUAUCUAAUGUCACCACCUAGUAUGAUAGCCUUCUUCCCAAGUUAUAAUUUGAGCCUUUUGAUGUAAUUAUAAUCACAGUACUAAUAAUCUCCAUAUUAAAAGGAAACCAAUAAUAUUGAAUAAUUUGUCUUCAGCUAAAUCAGAAUGCAAUACAUUCUAGAAAUGACAAAAUACUGAUAAAGCAACAUUUGUAAAAUGUUUUCAUUUUUUAUAAUUCAUUUGACUAAUAAAUUGUGCUUACUUGUAUUUUGAAUAUAACCUAUAAUAUCUUCUAUUCCCUUCCAGUUUCCGCAGAUGAUAGGAAAUUGCUUUUCUUUUUAGUGACUGAAUGGUAUUUCAUUGUGCCACAUUCUCUCUCUCUCUCUCUCUCUCUCUCUCUCUCUCUCCCCUUCUGUCUCUCUCUUUCACACAUACGCAUAUGCACAAACACACAGAACUGAGGGUCCAAAUGUAUACUAGGUUCAACUAUUCACAGAACUCAUCAUGAUAGAUGUGUGCUUCCAGAGUACAUUGUGCCACAUUUUCAUUACCUGUUAAUGGAAAACAAGAUUGAGUCCAUAUUUUAGCUACUAUGAAUACUAUAUUGACAAACAUGGGCAUGCAGAUAUUCUGUAAUACACAGGUUUAAUUUUCCUUGGGUAUGUAAUAUACCCAGAGAGGUCAUAUGGAUAAUACAGUACUUUUAUUUCUUUAACAUUCUUGAGUUCUGUGUACUGUUUCCAAUAAUGCAUAUACUAAUUUACAUUCCCACCAACAGUGUAAUAAGCCUUUUCAGAGUAUAUUCUCACUAACUUUUGUACUUUUUGGUGUUGAUUAUUGCAAUUAUAGAUAGAUCAAAAUGGUAUCACAUUGUGGUUUUUCAAUUGGCUUUUUCAUGAGGCCUAGUGAUUGUUUAGCAACUAUUCAAAUAUCUCUUGACCAUUUUAUGUGUUCUUUUGAGAAAUGUCAAUCUAGAAUUCUUGCCAAUUCUUAGUCAAUUAUUUGUACUUUAACUAUUGAAUUUUUGAAGUUUCCUACAUAUUAAAGACAAUAUUACCAUUUCAGAUGUAUAGUUAACAAACAUUUUUAUCAUUCUGUAGGUUUUCCUUUACUCUGCUGAUACUCCUUUAUUCUUGCUAUGUGAAAGCACAUUAACACCCUUAAAUGUUACCCAGGACUCCAAAGUUAAAUCUAUUAAUACUAACUAUCUUCAAUACUGAGAGGAAUCAAAAGUGCUUAACUGCUAAAAACAAAACACCUGUCUAGUAGCUAUCAAAUAUAGGCCAUUAUAAUAUGUCAUGCCAUCUGUGGUCUCUUUGUGCAAGUCAGAUAAUGAGAAUGAAAAAAUAUCAUCUUAGUAUUGUAUUACAGAAAUAGUUUUUAGUCUUACAAGUGUGCUAAAAGAUGCCCAGGAACCGUAGUACAUCCAUCUUUAGACAGUAUUUUAAAAAGCAAAGGGCUAGAAUCUUGGUUCUUUGGGUCAACCCUUUAACUAUGCCAGCAUAUGAAAGGGCUUAGCUGAAACCCUACAGCUUUGCCUUGUAAUCUCCUAUGAAUAUAGGAGAAAUUGCAGUCUCUCUCUCUCUCUCUCUCCCCACUUCUGUCUCUCUCUCUUUCACAUAUACACAUAUGCACAAACACACAGAACUGAGGGUCCAGAUGUAUACUAGGUUCAACUAUUCACAGAACUCAUCAAGAUAGAUGUGUGCUUCCAGAGUACUUGAUAUUACUAGGUAAACUUGUAUUUUGGCAGUUGGAUAGCAUUUACAAAUGUAAACACUCUUACUCCAUUUCUGCUGAUCUUUUCAUAUUCCUCUUCUUUAAAUGUUAUACACAUUAAUUGUAAAAAUUUGACAGACACAAUUUAGUGCUUUGAUUCCUUUAUGCCUUCAGUGGUGGUGGCAUAGGCAUAUGAUGAUUGUUUAAAAAUAUUUUUUCUUUGAUCAUUUCAUAAUUGCAUAUAAUAUACUUGAUCAUAUUUA